UUAUAGUGGGGUAAUAAUACUCACUUUAUGCAUGAUUUGAUUGAACACAAAAUAAUACAGUAAACACAUAAAAUAAUAGGCUAUUUUUGAAUAAAACACUUGAAACUCAUGAAAUGUAACCAAAAAAAUAUUUGAGCUCUAAAAAAACAAUUAGCCGCCAGAAAUGCAAAUCCGGUCGUACUAGCCGUGUGAAAUUUUUCACACACGGGUAGUGAAUCCGGCUACGAUUUUGUGGCGGCUAAUAUUUUUUUUGGGAGCAAAAAAUCAUUUUGAAGUAAUACAUAUGGUUGUAAAAUUUUUUACCUUGUUAUGAAUGUUUGAAAGUAACAUAUGUAUCCCUUUUUGUGUAUUUCUAUUUAUUUGUUAAUGUUUUAGUCAAAAAAGUACAUGUCCACAUGAAAUAAGAGAUAAGGUGACUGCACAAAUUUGGAUUGUAAUGAGGCUUUAAUGCUCACUUUCUGCAUGCAUUUGAUUGCACAUUGAAUAAUAGAUUGAAGUGUACUGAAUGAAUGAACAAUACAUUUCACGUGAAUUUGUACAAAGGAAUCUAAUAUUAGUCUAUAAUGGCUACACUUGUGAAUGAGAAAACAUAAAUCCAAAUACUCGUAGAAAGAGCAUUCAGUUAAAAAAUUGAGAAAUUGAAACCCUCAAAGAUUUGAGAAGUGGUUUGUGCGAUAGUUGGUGCAAUUGGUGUUCAAAUUCUACUUGAAGAGGUGAUUUUCUCAUAUAUUGUUUGUGUAAUUAAUAGUUUGAAUGUUUUAUGUUAUAUUUAUGAGAAUUUUUAAAGUGUUUAUGCAUAUUUUAAUACUACAUUUUAUGUGUUUUUAUAGAUGGAAUUCGUUAGAUACAUAUAUGUGAGAUACAACGGACUCGUCGAUGGUAUACACUAUGUUGGUGGGGAUACAGAGGUCCUUCCCCUCGUCAACGAAACUAUUGAGAGCCUGAUGUGCAGCGUCAACAAUAUUAUGAGGACGCAUUCGUUGAGCUCGAGCUACCAAUUGUAUUAUUUGGCGACCAAUCUAUUUGGUAGGGAGAUGAAAUGUGGCUUGGCCACAGACGAUGACGUGGAAGCCUUGUUGGCAACUGCCGACUAUCCCAUGGUGUACGUUGAGCACUACAACGGUCCGAUUGUAGAAGAAGCCUACAUCCCUACUUUUAAUUUUGCUGAACCUUCGGGACACGUAGAUGAAGCACAAUGCAGUCAGUAUGAGACGCCGUAUUAUCAUCAUACGUCGUUUCAUGGUGUCCAGAGCUCGCCUCCACGACAAUAUUUUAAUUGGGAUGGACAACCGCUAGACGAAUCUGCAUGGAAUCAAACCGAAAGGCUUAAUGAAGUAUGUGGGAGAUUGAACGAUGUGCGGACAGAUGAUGAACCUGAGCACGAAGCUGAAGGCUCGGUUGCAUCAGGAGACGAUGAUGAUUCUGAUGACGAAGAAUUUGACCCUGCGCUCGAGGUGGGCACUGCUUCUGAUGCCUCUGAGGAUUUAUUAGACGACGAUCUAAUUGAUUUCACGGAGACCGAGCGAGCAGGUUGGAUCCGACAACCGACAGCCGAGACCGGUGAUCUAACUAAUUGGUUAGUUCCCUUGAUUCCAGUGGACGCCUCGGCUUCGCUGGUUGCUCGCGAGAGUGACCCUUCUAGAGUUGAUGAUCUGCAGAAGAAUUCUUUUUACAACAGCAAAGACGACCUGAUCAUUGCUGUUGGUUUGUGGAACAUGAAGCGAGGCACUGAGACAAAAGUUGUCCGCUCAGAUCCGGGACGAGUCUAUUUCUCGUGCAAGCACUCUGACAACUGCAAUUUCGAUCUUCGUGCGUCUGUUCACGGCCGAGGGAUGUGGAGAGUGCAUAAGUUGAAAGAGCAUUCAUGCGAAGGGGACUUGCGCACAGCUAAAAAAAUCAAGGCGCACUCGAAGGUGGUGGCAGCGUUUGUGGCAAACAGAAUACGCGAUGAUGGAGAGGUCAUUAAGCCGAAAUCCAUCAUGGCUGAGUUAGUACGCGAUUUCGGCAUCAAAAUCAAAUAUGAUGUCGCGCUGCGUGCAAGAAAUCUCGGGAUGGAUAUGAUAUACGGUCGAGUUGAUGAUUCGUUCCUCCUGCUCCCAAGAUAUCUGUAUGCCCUGAAGGAAGCGAAUCCUGGCACCUUAUAUGAUUUGGACGUAGAUGUAGACUGCCGGUUCAAACAUUUGUUUGUUGCUCUGUGGGCUUCCAUCUCACCUUUCUACUUUCACCUUCGACCAGUGAUUGUGGUUGACGGCACACACCUGAAGGGCAAAAAUAGUGGCAUUUUGUUUGUCGCCGUGACAAAAGACGGAAACGAGGCAGUUUUUCCCUUGGCGAUCGGUGUCGGUCCGAUCGAGAAUGAUGAGUCGUGGAAGUGGUUUAUGUCACAUCUGAGAGGUGCUUGCGGCGAGCCCGAUAACUUACUUAUUGUAUCUGAUGCGCAUGUCUCCAUCGCUAAUGCUGUGAAGAGCGAGUUUCCAAAUGCUACUCACGGUAUUUGCUACUACCACUUGUUGAACAAGAUGAAGGGUUACGGGCCCGGUGUUGCUGAGCUUUUCCGCCAGGCUGCAUACGCCUACGAGCAAUCAGAUUACACGCGUGCAAUGUCAGCCAUGGCUGCUCUGAAGCCAAAGGCGUACGAGAAGUUGUUGCGCGUAGGCCCGGAGAAGUGGGCACGAUCACAAUGUCCUGUGUCCCGUUACAGUUUCCUUACAUCCAAUGCCGCCGAGAGUUUUAAUGCACGUUUGCUGUGGGCCAGGCGUCUUCCAAUCUGCUCGAUGUUGGAGGCAGUCAGAUUAGUUGUCGAGCAGUGGUUCAACGACAGGCUUGCGGCCGCACAAGAGAGCGAUGAAAAUCUGACUCCGGAGGCAAAACAGAAGCUCAGUGCAGAACUUGUAAAAAGUCGUCGUUACACAGCCAAGAGGACCACCGAGAGAAAAUACAGGGUUCGUGCUAGUGGUCGCCAUUAUAUGGUUGACCUUCAAAAGCAGAGCUGUGAAUGCAACGAAUUCAACGAGGACCAGAUGCCGUGUUCUCAUGCGAUUGCAGCCAUUACUGAGGCGAACGAGUCAGUGGAGGAUUACGUGCACUCUUACUACUGGAACAGUUCACUAGUUGACACAUACUCUGGUGACGUUAACCACUUGCCUCCCAUAGAGAAUUGGAAUAUUCCUUUCCGAAUUGCAUCUCAGCUUAUUUUACCAAAUCUCUCUCGGCGACAAGCUGGUCGUCCAAAGGAAACUCGAGUUCGAUCCGCAGGUGAAAGGCCGACUCAAAACACAUCAACAGCGGAGGCAUCAACUAGUAGCAAGAAACGAGCACCCAAAACGUGUGGUCUAUGUGGCGGGUCUGGUCACACACGUCGAUCGUGCAAGGGUACGGCCACCGAUGCGUAGUCGUAUUUAUUUUUCUGUUUUAUUUAAGUUCAUUUAGAGUUCCCUAGUUUAUUAUAUUAUUCUAAUUAUUAUGAUAUUAUUUCAAUUUCA
Salvia miltiorrhiza (redroot sage) is the source of this 3482-nucleotide messenger RNA. RefSeq lists its product as uncharacterized. NCBI's taxonomy places the organism in Eukaryota, Viridiplantae, Streptophyta, Magnoliopsida, Lamiales, Lamiaceae. The record is from RefSeq and is a predicted model, not a curated record. Gene Ontology annotation, molecular function: zinc ion binding. The coding region runs from base 831 to 3392 and encodes 853 amino acids. The transcript has 2 exons.